This is a messenger RNA of Drosophila takahashii, 1236 nucleotides long. Lineage: Eukaryota; Metazoa; Arthropoda; Insecta; Diptera; Drosophilidae. The record is from RefSeq and is a predicted model, not a curated record.
UUCGCUAUAUAAGGCCCAGCUGGCUAAGGCUAAAUGUUAGUUGAAUCUAUUCAAGUUAAAGUGACGGUAUACCUAUUUCAAAAUGCGAGGUGGGGCUUUCUUACUCGAGGCAAUUAAACUGCAAACUAAUAUCUAUAAAAUAUUCCAGGACUUGCAAGUUCUUGGGUCCUGCAGACCCUGCUGCUGGUCUUGAUGGUUCAUCUAAGCACCCAAACGCGGUUUUUAAACGCUACUGACGAUAUCUGUCGACUUUUCGCGGAUGGAACCAAACUCCGAAAGCCCGGAACCUGCAACGAGUAUAUCAAGUGCGACAACUAUAAAUCUUUGGAUAGCACCAGCUGCUCGGGAACUACGCCGUACUUCAGUCUUACCAAAAACGAUUGCUACAAGACAUUGGACACCACCUACUGCUCAGCACCUACGUGCAAAAAGGUGGCAACUGGUUACAUUGGGGAUACCCUGAAUUGCGCCAAUUGGUACUACUGUGAUGCAGAUGUGCUAAAGGGCCAAGGAACCUGCGGCUCAGGAAUGUACUUCGAUCAAGUCACCCAAAGGUGCGUUUAUCCCAAGGAUGCUGUUUGCACCGCCUCCUACGAGAUGUGCGACAUUGUGCCCGUAGGUGUGAAUUUCCGCGAUGAGGCCAAUUGCAACAAGUACUACACCUGCAGCAAGACCUUCAAAUUGGUGCAGUCCACCUGCGGCACUGACGAAUAUUACAAUGUGGCCACGGGUAAAUGUGGGCCCAAAAAGGACAUUGUCUGCGAGAACCAUCCACUUCCAGAGGACGCCUGCGGCACCAAGAAGCUGGCUGUGCGUGGCAAGUUCGUUUCCGAUGGCGCCACAUGUCGCGGCUACUACUACUGCCGCGAUCUUGGCUCUGGAAUCCCCGAUCCCGAUCCCAUUUAUCAGCAGUGCGACAAGAACUACUUCUUCAACCAGACGCGACAGGGUUGCAUGCCUCGCGAGAGCCAGAAGUGCGCCUACGAUCGGUGCGAUGGCAUCGAGGAUGGCUACGAAGUGGCCGAGGACGUAGGAUGCCACAACUACAUCAAGUGCGUCGAUGGCCGGGAGACCACACCGUUGAGCUGCGAAAAGGGGUACUACAAUGCUGCCACCCAAAGUUGCAGCGACUCUCAGAUAACUUAUGGAGCUUGCGCCGCCUAGUGGCAAAGGCCAUUCCAGAAAAAAUUAACUACUAUUUUAUAUUUGCAAUUAAAAAUAAUGCUUGUGAUUCGA